AUGAGUGCCAGAAGUCGGGUGUACGUAGCCUGUGAAGAAUGCAGGCGAAAGAAAAUCAAGUGUGAUGGGCUCCAAGCAUUGUGCUCAAACUGCGCUAGAAAAGGAAAAACUUGUAUUUUCAAGCAGAGAGCUACAAUUCGAAACAGGGCAAAAAAAAGUGACGUUGAAGCCCUCGCCAGAGAGGUUAAGCAGUUACGUGAAAAAUUACUGGAUAAGAGGAAAGACGACCACAAGGAUCUUUGUAGCCCAAAUACGGGCGACGAAGAUAUCUAUGACUCUGGUCACACGUCGGACUAUACCGAGAGUAACUUGGUUGAAGAUCUCACUCCUUCCAUCUCUGAGACUGUUGACUUUAAUGAGUUUGAGUACCCAUUAGACACAAUGAAUUAUCUAAGCGUUGAUGUUUUUAGUUUAAUCACCAGGGGUUAUCAUACGUUUGCAAGUGACACCAUGUUUCAGGAAGCUCUGAAACCUGUUAGUCGUGGAGACUUUUCACAGCUAUUGGAGAAUUUUUGGUACUAUGAAAACGGACAUGUCAUGAUUGUGUGGAAGCAUUUAUUCAUCUCUGACUUGUGUGCCAACUUCGGUGGAAGACAUUCGAGUAAAAGUUUGAUUUUGGCUAUGCUAGCCAUGGGUUCAGUAUUUUCGGACUCAACACAUUUCGGAGCCUUGGGUGAUGACCUUUUCAAAUGGUCAAAAACGCUUUUACAGGAUGAGUUGUUCCAUCCGCAGAUUAGUUCCGUUCAGACAUUGAAUCUCCUGUGCAUAUAUUCCCACGCUCGGGGAGAAAAAACGGAAGAGCUAUAUUUUGGCAAGUCUGCGGUAGACCUGGCGAUUAAACUUGGACUAAAUCAGACUGUGUCUUCUUCUCCAGACUCAACAAUAUCAGAGGACGAAAAUGCUUUGAAGAGAUUUGUAUGGUGGGGAUGCUAUCAGGUGGAUAUGCUUUCGAGGUUCGCGGUCCGACAUGCACCUACAAUGAAGAAGGCCGAGACAAAUACCAGUCCACCGCAACUAUCAGUACGAAAGUACUUCCGAGGACUACAAGAAGACAUCUACUCUUAUUUUGAGUUUUCGUUCGCAUUCACCUUCUCCUUGGAGCUGUUCGUCAUAGUUGGGGACCCAUUAACCAGCCUAUUCUCUACCGCGGGAGGACUUGCUAUCAAAAAUAAACAAGAAAUUGUGGAAGUUGCUUUGCGAGAAUUGCGAGUUUUCAAAAUGAGUUUUCCAGAAUGGAUCAGCACUGAUGAGGUUCUGAAUCAAGAUAUAGCCCCGCAAGUGUGUGUGUUUCGCAUGAGAUACCAUUAUUUCGUGAUGCUAUUAAAAGGGCAUUUCAUCUCUCCUGAAGCAGAAAUGCUCAAUCCACGUGAGUUUCAGUCCCUGAAUUCUUGUGUCAGUGAUAGUCUUCAGGUUGUCGUGUUGUUACUCAAGUAUGAAGAGAUGGAUAGCAUGUGUACUCUUGAAGUAUUCGUCAGUGAGAUCAUGUUUUGCGGAUUGACUGUUUUCCUUUGUGCGCUGAGAUUCUUUGAAGAAGAUGAAUUGAGAGGCCAGUGCUUAUCAGGGAUAAGAGAACUCAUGAGAGUUCUACUAAAGAUUGAUACCCGGAAAAUACAUCAAAGACGUCUCAACCUCUUGAUUGCAGAAUGGAAUGCCUACAAUGUUUUCAAACUCAAGGAGCAGUUUUUUGGUCUCCACCCAAUACAGGCCUAG
Messenger RNA from Kuraishia capsulata CBS 1993, 1710 nucleotides. RefSeq lists its product as uncharacterized. Gene Ontology annotation, biological process: regulation of DNA-templated transcription; DNA-templated transcription. Gene Ontology annotation, molecular function: DNA-binding transcription factor activity, RNA polymerase II-specific; DNA binding; zinc ion binding. The transcript has a single exon. The coding region runs from base 1 to 1710 and encodes 569 amino acids. Lineage: Eukaryota; Fungi; Ascomycota; Pichiomycetes; Pichiales; Pichiaceae. The record is from RefSeq and is a predicted model, not a curated record.